Messenger RNA from Oryza sativa Japonica Group (Japanese rice), 882 nucleotides. The record is from RefSeq and is a predicted model, not a curated record. Lineage: Eukaryota; Viridiplantae; Streptophyta; Magnoliopsida; Poales; Poaceae.
UUGGUUGCUGCAACAAGUUGCAAUCUUGCACCCUUUCUCCGGCUAUUUAUGCAGCCGGAGAGUGACCGGGAUGCGGACGCCGGCCGGAGAAUCCGCCUGCCAUGGAUUAUUACUACCCCAUGGAGGAGGAGGAGGAGGUGCACGAGCGCCCAAGAUUCCGGCGCCCGGUCCACCCGUGGCAGUGGCACCAUUGGCAGAAUCUCCUCGGCCUCCUCUCGUCGUCGUCUCCGUCUCCGGCGACGGCGGCGGCGGCGCAGAGGUGCAGCCAUGUCAGCUGGGAGGAGACCGCCGCCGCGCACCUCUACUCCGCCAGCCUCCCCGGUGUGAGGAAGGAGGAGAUCAGGGUGGAGGUGGAGGACGCGAUGUACCUCGUCAUCCGCACCGAGCUUGAUGACGGUGGCGAUGGCGACGGCGGAGGCGGCGGUGGCCGGAGGAGCUUCGCGAGGAAGUUCCGGCUGCCGGCGAUGGUGGACGCCGACGGCAUCUCGGCGGAGUACACCCACGGCGUGCUCAGGGUAACCGUCCCGAGGCUGCAUACGCGGGCUCGCCCCGUCGUCAACCUCGCCGGCGGCGGCGGCGGUGGCGGUGGCCCGGCCUGCGACCCCGUCGCCCGAGCAGCCUGAUUAGUGAUUCGAUAUCAAUCAAGAAAAUUACUUAAUUACUUAUUUAAGUUGCACUGUGAGCUUAGGAUUGGGGAAGUAAUAGCAGUAUAGUGAACUGUACAAUUCUCAGGCAUUUCAGAAUUUCAGAAAAUUGCCAAAUUGGCAGUGCCUGUUCGUUAUCUUGUAGUAUCAGUUGUUUUUUGUGCUAUAGUACUCUAUUUCUGUUCUGUCGCAGUAAAACGUGAAGGAUUUAGUUUUGACUGUGCUGUUGUCAAGGAGA